Messenger RNA from Sesamum indicum (sesame), 1882 nucleotides. It is a transcript of the gene DWF4, whose product is annotated as Cytochrome P450 superfamily protein. The record is from RefSeq and is a predicted model, not a curated record. Lineage: Eukaryota; Viridiplantae; Streptophyta; Magnoliopsida; Lamiales; Pedaliaceae. Gene Ontology annotation, biological process: multicellular organism development; brassinosteroid biosynthetic process; sterol metabolic process. Gene Ontology annotation, molecular function: monooxygenase activity; heme binding; oxidoreductase activity, acting on paired donors, with incorporation or reduction of molecular oxygen.
AGCUCCUCAACAACUUUUUCUUUUGCUCUCCAAAACCGCCUGCUUGAUGUAGGAACAGAGAGCUUCUGGAGAGGAGAUUGCGAGCAAAAAGAUCAGCCAGAAAAGCUCCCUUUCCCCUUUUCCUCCACUCUUAUCUGAUGCACAGCUUCAAAUAAUCUUUGCUUCAAGAGAGAGAGAGAGAGAGAGAGAGAGAGAGAGUGAAGAGAGAGAAAGUAGUAUGGGUGAUUUAUGGGGGUUGGAGUUUUCUCUCUUGCUCAUAAGCCUGUCCCUGAUUUUCUUCAAUCUCUGUAGAAGAAAACGCAACUCUCUGAAUCUUCCACCAGGAAAAAUGGGCUGGCCGUUUCUUGGCGAAACCAUUGCCUACUUGAAGCCGUAUCCAGCCACCACCAUUGGGAAAUUCAUGGAACAGCACAUUUCCAGGUAUGGAAAAAUCUACAAGUCCCAUUUGUUCGGGGAGCCGACGAUAGUAUCAGCCGAUGCGGGGCUGAACAGAUUCAUUCUGCAGAACGAAGGGCGACUGUUCGAAUGCAGCUACCCGAGAAGCAUCGGCGGGAUUCUUGGGAAAUGGUCGAUGCUAGUUCUGGUGGGAGAAAUGCACAGAGAUAUGAGGAUUAUUUCUCUCAACUUCUUGAGCAACGCCAGGCUUAAAACUCACCUUCUUCGCGAGGUCGAAAAACACACGUUGCUUGUGCUCUCCUCCUGGAUUGAUAAUUCUGUCGUCUGCGCGCAGGAUGAAGCGAAAAAGUUUACAUUCAACUUGAUGGCUGAGCACAUAAUGAGCCUGGAACCUGGAAACCCGGAGACGGAGCAGCUGAAGAAAGAGUACAUUACGUUCAUGAAAGGGGUGGUUUCUGCGCCCCUGAAUUUCCCCGGAACAGCGUACAGGAAAGCUCUACAGUCCCGAUCGACAAUAUUGAAAUUCAUCGAGGAAAAAAUGGAGGAGAGAAUCAGGAGAAGCAGAGAAGACGACGACGAUUUACUGGGAUGGGUGCUGAAGAACUCCAAUCUCUCCAAAGAACAGAUUCUUGACCUGGUUUUGAGCUUGUUGUUUGCCGGGCAUGAAACCUCGUCGGUCGCCAUAGCUCUGGCGAUUUACUUCUUACAGGGCUGUCCCAGUGCAGUUCAGCAAUUAAGAGAAGAACACAUGGAAAUCGCUGGAGGGAAGAAGAGGGAAAGAGAGCUGAGCUGGGAUGAGUACAAGAAAAUGGAGUUCACACAAUGUGUUAUAAGCGAGACUUUAAGGCUAGGGAACGUGGUUAGAUUUCUCCACCGGAAAGCCCUCAAAGAUGUUAGGUACAAAGGGUAUGACAUUCCAUGUGGUUGGAAAGUGUUGCCGGUGAUAGCAGCAGUGCAUUUAGAUGGAACGCUUUUUGACCAGCCUUGGCACUUCAAUCCAUGGAGAUGGCUCCAGAGUAGUAGUCGCGGGGGCUCAAACCCCACCACCAACACCCACUUCAUGCCAUUCGGCGGUGGACCACGCCUCUGCGCCGGCUCCGAGCUCGCCAAGCUCGAAAUGGCCGUAUUCAUCCACCACCUAGUCCUCAACUUCAAUUGGUCCCUCGCCGCCUCCGACCAGGCCUACGCCUUCCCCUUCGUCGACUUCCCCAAAGGCCUCCCCGUUGCGGUCAACCGCCUCCAGAAAAUCGAUCGACAGAACUUCGAAAACGACGUCGUUGAUGGAGCUGAGAGGGAAUAAUGAUCUAGGUUUUGUUUUUAUUUUAUUUUAUUUUUUCUUGGAUUUUUCGAGGGUUUAUUGGAGGAGACGGUGUAAAGAUCGUACGUUGAUGUUUAGCGACUGCUAUGUGUAUUUAUACGUAUAUAUACCUAGGACCACAUAUUAUAUAUUUUUACAUUUAAUUUAAUUUAUAUAUAAUUAUGAGCA